AUGUCCGCCUCCCCCGAUGCGCAUGCGUACUUCACGGCACACUCACAGGCCGACGGCAUCUACCUUCUAGUAAACUGCAUAGCCGGUCCAGCAGCCCAGCACAUCGUUGAGUGGUUGACAGACAUGGGAAAAUGCACGAAGCCGUACAGCAUUCCCCUCCGUAGCGGUCACUUUCUUGAGAACCUAGCUGUUCGUCGGGCGGCACUCAUUCUGGGUAUGAGCCCAUACGUCGCCCAUUUCACAAAGAAGUUUUGCGACCACCUUCUCACGGGUACUGCAUCCUACGACGAGAUUGCAAUGAUCGGAAAUCUCACGACCGAUGACGACCCUUUGUUCAACUGCCUGAUCAAAAAUCUCGCACACCUUCGCGCAUGGAAUGGUAUUGAGGACUUUGUACAGUUCGAGAAGUUCCUAUCUAGUCAUCCUGAGCUUGCGGCAGCUAUCGCGUAUAUGGAGGGUCGACUUGUUGUUAGUUGCGAGGGAUGCAGGAAACGGACACCUUUGAAGUUGCGCAGGAAGGCAAACGAGAUGUAUUGA
Molecule: messenger RNA, 537 nt
Organism: Lindgomyces ingoldianus
Lineage: Eukaryota; Fungi; Ascomycota; Dothideomycetes; Pleosporales; Lindgomycetaceae
Exons: 1
Coding region: 1-537 (178 amino acids)
Source: RefSeq, a predicted model, not a curated record